ACCUCCUUGCAGAACUUGUCUACUCUGAGUCACAAUGUGGCUUAAGGGCAGCAACAUCCACACUGGACAUGAUUUUCACGCUUCGGCAGCUGCAGGAGAAGUGCAGGGACCCUUGUAUCUUGCCUUUGUCGAUCUCACAAAAGCCUUCGACCUUGUCAGCAGAGAUGGUCUCUUCAAGCUCCUUGCAAUGAUCGGCUGUCCCCCAAAACUCCUCGCCGUCAUAAGAUCAUUCCACAAAAACACACAUGGUUCCGUCCGUUGGGAAGGAGAAACUUCAGGGGCCACAGUGGCCUCAAAGGCCUCUGGGAAACCUCAGAGGCCUUUCCAAUCCAUAGCGGUGUAAAACAGGGCUGUGUUCUUGCGCCAACCUUCUUUGGAAUUUUCUUCUCCCUCGUUCUGUCUGCUGCUUUUGGCACAUGUUCUGAAGGAGUCUCCCUACACGCAAGAGCUGAUGGGAAACUUUUCAACCUUGCCUGUUUGCUCUCCAAGACCAAGGUGACCAGUGUCCUCCUGAGGGAAAUGCUUUUUGCUGAUGAUGCAGCUCUAACAUCCCACACCAAGUCCGAGCUCCAAAAGCUGAUGGACUGGCUUUCAUCUGCCUGUAAAGAGUUUGGUCUCACCAUCAGCAUUAAGAAAACAAAUGUCAUUGGCAAAUAUGCUAAAAUUCCACUCUCCAUCUCCAUCGACAAUCAGACUCUGUAAUGUGUAAACACCUUUACAUACCUUGGAUCCGCAAUUUCCAGCGACUUGUUACCCAACAUAGAACGUGCCACCCGUCUUGCGAGAGCCGCCACAGUGAUGGCCAAGCUGUCCAAAAGAGUAUGGUCAAACAAAAAGCUAUCCACGCGCACUAAACUACAGGUCGACCAAGCCUGCGUCAUUAGCACACUGAUGUAUGGCAGCGAGGCCUCGACCACCUACACCAGACUUGAGAAACAGCUAAACAGCUUCCACCUGCGCUGUCUUCGCCGCAUCAUGGGACUCUCUCUCAUGGCAGGACAAAGUUCCCAACAUGGAAAUCCUGGAACGUGGUCACUCCACCAGCCUGUUCACCAUGCUCAGCCAAGGCCGCCUGAGAUGGCUUGGCCAUGUCCACAGAAUGGACCCCAGCCGGCUCCCCAGAGCUGUCCCGUAUGGCGAAUUGUCAACAGGCCCCAGAUCCCUUGGUUGCCCCCGACUGUGUUUCAAGGACGUGUGCAAACGUGACAUUAAACAGGCAGGCAUCGACUACAACAACUGGGAGGAAGCUGCAAAGGACCGCAGCGUUUGGAGGCAGACUGUUGCCACAGGAACUCGCCGUGCCUAGGAGAAUUACAUCUUCUUGUUGCAGAUGAGGAGACAAAAGCGCAAACUGUGUGACGCUGUACCCACUCCUGUGUCAUAACCCUCCCCAUACGUCUGUGCCAACUGCACCAGAGACUGUCACUCAAGAGUGGGGGUGUACAGCCACAGCUGCCGCUGCAAGAAAGAAUGAACUCUCCUAGGCCCAACCCAUCAUAACCACUGACGGACGGAUGCCUCUGAUAUUGCAUGAAAAAUUUUACAUUUUAUAGAUGUGUGUUGCGAGUUGAAAAAUAUGACACACAGGUUGGAGAGCAUAUUUACAUGAAUAUGGAGGUAAAUAAGUGUUUCCAUGGUCCUUCAAAAAUAUGGAAAUUCAACAUUUGGUGUGUUUGCUAACAGUGGAAAUUGUGCACAAAGUAAAUUACAACCUGCUACCCAAAACUGUAGAAAUCUCCUCUGAAAAAUAGGACAAUAAUAACUUCAGUGAAAGGUUUUGUUAAAAAAAAUUGUAUGCACACACAACAUUGAAAACAAAUGACCAAUUAAUGGAUGCAGUAGCUUACUUUACUGUAGCUUAAUUGGUAAUGAUAUUUACUCUCUAAUCAACGGGCCUAAGGUUCAAAUCACAAUCAGACUGAUUAUUACCAUAGAGCAUAAGUGUUUCUUUUAUUAAAAUGUGAUUUAUAUUGAUAUUAUUAUUACUGUAAUAAUAGUAUGUUUACAUUAAUAUUAUUUGUAUGCCCUUAUGGUGUUUGCUGAGAAAAAAAAUGGCCCUCGGACAAACAUAAUUGGAGGAACCCUGCAUUCGACCAUUUCUGCACAUUUCUUAGGAGUAGGCGAUACUGCAAAUGUUGGUAUUAAUCCAAUAUCAAUAAAUGCAGGCCAACUAGCUAACAAAUGCAGAUACUGAUACUUUUAAAUUUAUUUUUUGGAGUUAUUAAUUUUUCAUUAUUAUUGUGGUUGCACAUCUUGCCUUUAAUUUGUUAAUGGUUUUAAUCAGAAUAAAACAGCCAGCGUUCACACAGAAAUGCAACAAAUUAGAUUUGCCCCCGGAUCACCUGACUCUGUGGCAGAUGUCCAAAUGGUGAGUAUUUUUUACCUUGUUUUUUUUUAUUUAAUUUAAUUCUACAGGCUCUAUUGACACUUGUAACACAAUAAUACACCCUUGUACUGCAUAUAGGUUUAAAGCUAUUUCGGGUCUUUUCGGGGCUUUGGCUGCAUGCUGUUAAAAUGUAAUGAUCAAAUCCUGCUAUGUUUACAUUUUUGUGCCUAUAUGAACAUGAAGAUUAGUGCUUGGAUGCAUCCUGUAUGCCUAAUUAACGACAUGUAGAGUAUGCGUACAUGUAUUUGCUGGUCAAUCACAUGAACAAAAAGGGAAGACGCAAGAAAUGGGAGACAGAGAGAGGAAGCUGGGUCAAGGAUAUAAAUUGCUUAAUAAGAGUCACUACUUGUCCAUUACAGACCUACCCGAGUAUUUGUGGUCCAACCUACUUUUCCGCCAUUGACUUUUCUUCCAUCAUUCCAACUGGCCGGACCUGGGAGGAAUUUUUUGACAUUGAGAUUCCUAAAUCCUAACAGGAUGAAUCUUCUUGACUACCCUUUUCCGGAGUUGGACGUGACCUUGCAGGAAGUGUCCCGCGUCCUCCAACUCACUUUAAGUCCUGAUCUUUACGCUGAGUUCAAAACCACACUGGCGAAGCAGAGAGGGCUUCUUUUAGAGGCUCAGCAGAAGCUAGCAUCCAACACUGCCGGCCAAGAGAAUUGGGUGACCGAGCAGUUCAAGAGAUACUUGCUGUCUUGUGGUGACCCACUGCCAACCUCCACCGCCCUCCCGGUUGUUCUUCUUCCAUCCGAAACGAAGGGAUGCACUCAGUUAGCGAGAGCAGCUGCUCUGCUCUGGGCUGCGGCAAAGUUAUACAGUGAGCCAACAAUGCUGGAGGGUGACCUGCCAUUGGAGAAAACCCAACAAUCUGAGGUUUUUGCUGCCACCCGAAUUCCUGGCAGCAGUCAAGAUGAAAUUAAGGUCUACCCUGACAGCAUCCAUGCCAUCAUUACAUGUGUUGGAGGAGUGUUCCCAGUAGACAUACUGCAGCGCUCCACCACUGGUGGGCCAUUAUCUGCUCGGUCCUUCUCUGACAUCUACAACCAGCUGGCUAAAGUAGCUAAGCAGCCGAACAAAAGACAGAAGAAUGACCCCUUAACCAUUUGUAGCCUCUCCGCUUUGGACCGCAAAUCCUGGGCUUCAAUCAGGGAAGAGCUCAUGAAGAAAGAAGGAGUUGCGUUAGCAUCACUGGAGCAGAUGGAGAGCGCCGUGUUGACGUUAAGUUUGGAGGACUGCAAUGCACCCUCUGAGCUGGCUGACAUCCUUAAUGCAGUGAGACUGGGAGGAGAAGACGGUCCCUGUUUAAGAUACUACGACAAGGUGCUGAAUCUGGUAGUGUUCAAAGACUGCACAGCAGGAUUGCUUUUCGAGCACUGUGCUGUGGACGGGAUGGUAGCUGGCCUCGUAACUGGCAGCAUGUACCAACUUUCUGAGUCAGCUGACCUAAACAUCGUCCACACUGAUGCAGAUAUUGUGAAAGGGUCUGUUCAGCCAACAUCGCUAACAUUUUCUUUGCAAGGGGUAAACACCAUGUCCAGCCCUGAUUUAAAAUCCAAAUAUCCAGUUGUCACUUUUGAUGUCCCUUCAUAUCCAGAUGUAUUUUCAACUCUCAAAAGCCAAAGAGGCCUCUAUGAUGCUUGGAUCAACUUCUCUUUACAACUUUCCCUGAUGCAGACUCUUGGAAAAUCUGCUGUCUCUCACAUGCUUGUCACUCCUACCCAUAUGCGCCACUACAAACAUGGCCGUUGUGAUCCCACCUACUCAGCCACCAUGCAGUCCCGUGAGUUAGUCAGUGUCUUAGCAUCUAGCAUUCGCCCCGACAACACCAUCCAAUACACAAAUAGCAUCCUAAAUUUGUUCCAUGUUGCAGUUUUGGAACACAAGACUCUCAUCAAAAACACUAAAACUGGACAUGGUGUCGGUCCCCACUUAGCUGCUCUUCGUCGAGCUUUACCAAAGGACAAUCCUUUGAAAAAGUUUCUCGACCGCUUUGGUUGUCCAUCCGUGUACCUCACAGGAACCGAUUCGAUGGAGGGAGUAGAGUGUGGAGUUGGUAAUGUUUAUGCCCAGGAUCAGCUAGCAGUAACUUACAUUGGUAAAAGGGAUAAGAUUCGUAUUGUGCUUAAUGCGAAAGGGAGCUUUGCUCUGGAACUGGUCAAGCUGCAGGAGAAGCUGAAGGAGAACUUGAAGUUAGUGAUGCUUUUAGCGCUGAGAUAUGCAAUCACAUGUCAAAUGGGAGCUCUGGAGUGUCUCUUUAAACCGAACCAGACAAAGAAAGUAAACAGAGAGAUAAACCACUGUCCAAAGAGCACAUGCAACAACGAAACAAUGGCUGACUCGGCCUCACACAUGAGUCCAGACUAUACGUUGGUGAUACAUGGAGGUGCUGGAGAGGGGAUGAUGAUGAAUGCCCAAGUGAUAAAUGUCAUUGAGUUUGCUCUGCAAACAGCUUUACUCCUUGGAUCCGAAGUGCUCCAAAACGGUGGCCAGAGCCUGGAUGCAGUUCAGAGGUCAGUGGAAGCUCUAGAAGACUGCUUUCUCUUUAAUGCUGGGAAAGGCUCUGUUUUCAACAGAGAAGGCAAAAAUGAAAUGGAGGCAACCAUUGUAGAUGGCAAUCAAAUGAGGUCUGGAGCUGUUGCUUGUGUGCAAAGUGUAAAGAAUCCAAUAAAAGCAGCAAGAUGUGUCAUGGAAAAAAGCUCACAUUCCCUUAUUGUGGGAGAAGGUGCUGAGGAGUUCCUGAAAGGCUUGGAGCAAAAGCCUCAACCAGUCACACCAGACUAUUUUCACACUGAUAUCCGCCACAGAGAGCUAACUGCAAAGCUUAGUGUUGUAAACCCUUCAAAAAACAAUCAUCCUCAGACAGUUGGAGCUGUGGCAUUAGAUUCUUGGCGUGGAUUGGCUGCUGCAUCGUCAACGGGUGGGCUAGUGGGGAAGCUGAAGGGACGAAUUGGUGACACAGCAGUAGUUGGGGCGGGAAUAUAUGCUGAUAACACAUUAGCUAUUUCCUGUUCUGGAGAUGGAGAUGUGUUUCUGAGGCACACAGUUGCACAGAAAAUCGCCAGCCUCUACCAUCACAAAGGCUAUAGCCUAAGACAGGCAUGUAGAGAAGUAAUGACAGAAAACCUAAAAAAUGUCUGUGCAGGAGUCAUUGCGGUGGACUCUAAAGGGGAUGCUGUUAUAGAGACAAAUGCUGCUGUAAUGUUUGUGGCCUCUAUGAUUAGUGGAAUAUCCAGAGUUGAGGUACUUCGGCCCCUGAAUAAUGUCUCUGACGUGAUCUGGGAAACAGAUGAGCUGGUUGCAUACCUCAAUCCCAAUCCCUGGACCCCCGGGUCAACUAUUUUGACUCGAAAAAUGCUCAGUGGGGCACAUGACAUCUUCCAUUUGGCUGAACCUGAUUUUUUGGUGCUGCUAAAUGGGGCGAAAUCUGUAUCAAAUGUUCUAUGUAAACAACUAGGAGUGCAGCGUUGCGCUUUGGUUUUUUAUCCCAACCCAAAUCAGGCAGCUCAAAUUAGACUGCUCCCACUUCAUGGCUUAGUGCCGAAGUGGCAGCCGCAUCUUGCCAGUCAGGAGGAAUUUCACUCUUACCACCCUGGAUACUGUUCAUCCAAAAGUGGACCUCGUUGGGAUGAUAACGCACUGGCCAAGGUUCAAGCCCAAAUCAGGAAAGGACUACCAACAACAAAUGCGCCUUCUAACUUUGAAUUUUUUGGAGAUCUCUCUGAUGAAAACCUGUUUAGUAGGAUUGUAAAAGGAGAGGAAAAACAGUGGAGAGUAUGGGAAGACAGUCAACAUGUUGCUUUCCUCACACCAUACCCAAACACUCCUGGAAUAACUGUGGUGGUGCCACGCAAACCACUUACCAGUGACAUCAUGAAGCUGGAGGAAAAAGACUAUAAAGCUCUCAUCUUGGCCACUUAUAGAGUUGCCCAACUACUGGAGGAAGGAAUGAGAGCUCAAGGUGUUGCACUAAUCUUUGAGGGCUUCGAGAUCGACUACGCUCACACCAAGCUGAUUCCGCUGCUACCUUCCCCUGAAGGUCCAACGAUUGUUAGACCACAAGCGGAAUUCUUCCCGAAGUACCCUGGCUAUGUGUCAUCCCUUGAUGGUCCGCCUGCUGACCUAGAUGACCUCAAAACACAGUACUCUAAAAUCACUCAGUGCAGGGCUCCACAAUCUUGGAAAGACCCUCAGUCACACUCCACACUUGCAAUCACCAGCCAGUGGUAUCGCAACCUGUUCCAGAUACAGAACACGCUUUUCCACAGCACGGUGGAAUAUUUUAGUCAUUCUUGCAAGUACUCUUAUGCUCUGACGCCUUUUACUACAGACACUAUCUCCUCCCCAAUGGGUCUUGGGUCUGACUCAGAGCCAGUUUCCGUUCACCUCUUGGGUCAAGACAUCUAUCUGGCCGACUCCAUGCAAUUUGUGCUUGAAUACUUCCUCCGCUUCCAGGAGAACCUACAGGGUACCUACUACAUCUCUCCCAGCUUUAGAGGAGAAGAUCCUGAUUCCACACACUUGAAUCAAUUCUAUCAUGUGGAGUGUGAACUGUUGGGGGACAUGGACCGAGCUAUUUCCAUCGCAGAGAGAUAUUUGGCUCAUCUCACUAAGUCAAUACUCAAGAAACACUCCGAGAUAAUCCUCCACACUGCAGGGACCCUCACACAUGUCACAUCCAUGCUGAGUAAGUUGGAGGGUAAAACCCCAGUGCCACGGGUUUCUCUUGACCAGGCCAUUCCAAUGAUGCCCUCUGCUGAUUGCUUGGAGUGGGUCCAAGAUGGCCAGCCCCAGUUUGGAAGAAAGCUUACACGAAAAGGAGAGCGGGUGUUGAUAGAAAAAUAUUGCGGUGUUGUUUGGUUGACUGAGAUGGACCAUCUAGCGGUUCCCUUCUACCAGGCUUAUGUGGAGGGCAGUGGGCGAUGCAAAGCCAAGGCUGCAGACCUUCUGCUGGGCUUGGGAGAGACUAUUGGUCUUGGUGAACGUCAUUCUACCCCUGCAUUGGUACAAGAGGCUCUCAGACACCAUGCAGUUCCACAGCAGUCCUACAAUUGGUACACUGACAUGCGGCAGGUGAAACCACUCCUUACCAGUGGUUGGGGGAUGGGCACAGAGCGAUACCUGUGUUGGCUGCUCCAGCAUGAUGACAUCAGAGAUAUACAGAUUAUUCCAAGACUAAAAGGAAUGAAGUAUAUGCCCUGAUUUUCGAUGCUCAUCGCCCAUCAAACUGUAAAAUUCAUGGCUAAGGAGAAUUACUCGGCAUGAACUGUACAGUACUAGUAUUGCCACUCAAUGAUGCAAGCUAUAGGACAUUCCAUCAUAUUUAGUUUGCAUUUCUUUCUGUUUCAAUUGCUACAACAGUUAUCUUCUAAAUAUGUGCAACAACUAAUUACAUGUUUAGAAUUGUUUUAAACUUGCAUCAUCAGUUGAUCGAAUGGUUUGAUUACUGUGGUUAUUAUUUAAUAUUGGAUUACAGCAUAUACUGUAUAAAUAAAAGGUAAUCAUGUUUUGAAGUUGUCCUAAAACAAUUGCAUUUUAUUAAUAUGAUGCAUUUCGUGUUUUUUAACUAACAUUUAAAAUCAACUUGUCGUGUUUUAAUGGAGGUUUAUGUGAUCUUGCCCCAUAUAUUUAUCAAUAGAAUAACAAUACAAUUUUCUGUUUUAACCAAUAACUAACAAAGUCCAAUGAAACGUUUUCCCUGAUCAUUGUUGCAUCAUGUUUUAAAUAUUUGUGGAUGCAACUAAUGGACAACCAUUUUGAUUGUGAUGUUCACAAACAAUAAAUAAC
Molecule: messenger RNA, 8170 nt
Organism: Nerophis ophidion (straightnose pipefish)
Lineage: Eukaryota; Metazoa; Chordata; Actinopteri; Syngnathiformes; Syngnathidae
Exons: 4
Coding region: 2864-7585 (1573 amino acids)
Biological process (GO): tRNA aminoacylation for protein translation
Molecular function (GO): hydrolase activity; aminoacyl-tRNA ligase activity; ATP binding
Source: RefSeq, a predicted model, not a curated record